ACAAGAAUACUACUAGAUCUAGAUCUAUAUUUAUAUUAUGUAAUGGGACAAAUAUGCACGUAGGUUUAACCUUAAAGAGCUGAGGCUAAUUUAAAGUUCCGCGUAGGCCAUCCAAACUAGCAAACAAGCAAUGAAUAAGGACUUUUUGCCAGGCUGACAGCCUAGUGUGUGACCAAGGAGCGUUUUGAUUGGCUGGGAAUGACCUCAGAAAUUUGGGGGGGAUGGGGUCACUUUUAAGUAUUGUCGCAUGGAUGAUGAUUGAGGGAGGUGGUUGUAAAUGUAUUUUAACAUAGCACUUGAAUGAAUAGUGUCAUAAUGCUCACAAAACUUCAGAGCAACACUACUAGAUCUAGAUCCAUAGGGAUAUUACUCUCUUUCAUUCAUUGCGUUCUAUUUUUCGUAGAUGAUUUCUUACAUAGUGCGGAUUUUCGUGGACCUGACUACAAAUAAAUGAUUGUUUCCAAUAUAAAUAGAUGCCUAAAUACAAAAUAAUAGUGUUUGUAAACAAAAAGGGCAAACAGUAACAUUUUAAAAUGCAAACAAACAAUUGGCAAAUUUAAAAAUUAUAAUGGAGUUUUUUCAAGGAGUAGCAGUGUAAAAGAUCAACUGUUAUACUGGAGUUGGAACACCUCCAACAGAAACUCAGUUUUAUGAAUAAUAAUCAAAAUCAAUUAAACUGCUGCCUGUGAUAUUAUUGUUUGGCUGGUUUGAAUGUUAGAUCUACAUAGCUUUCUCAAGGAAAUAAGUCAUUGUGAAAAACUGCCUGACAGUAUUGAAUUUGAUCUUUAAUUUAUUGUCAACAAAAAAAAACAUGACCAUGGAUUAUCAUAAUCCCUUCAAUGUUUACUCAGAGUAUUAUUGCCCACCAUAUCAAGCAUCUGGUUAUCAGUAUUCUUCACAUAGGCAGCUCCAUCCUUCUCAAAUGCAGCAGCACCAGCAGCAUUCUGCAAUGCCACAGAGAAACUAUAAUAAUAACAUUAUUGGUCCUCCUACACAUCAGCAGCAACCAAUAAGAAAUCAACUUUAUUAUCCACAGCAUCAGAACCCAAAUCACCAUUCUAUGCCAUCCAGCUAUUCACCGUAUGUGCCUAAUUUCUUAGUCUCAUCUGGCACUGGCCUAACGCCAACCCUGACCCCAACUACACUUGCUAACAUAGAACAAACAUUUAUGGAAUUGCAUUCAAAUCAGCAAAAUGGAAGCCGUGAUCCUGUGACACAAAGUGGCUUUGUUCCUCCUGUGGUUGAUCCUGGUCACAGUGCCGAUGUUUCACAAGACAGUCUAGAUUACUCUUCUGAGUAUUCAGAUGCUGAAUGGGAACCCAGGGCUAAGCGAGGGCGUUUAUCACAAGACUACAAGAAUGUUGACAUCAUUGUGACAUCUACUGGAACCAUUAAUGCUGCUCCACAACGAAAAUAUACCAGAAGAAAUAAAGAUGAGAAGCUUCCACCAGAGGAAGAAGAAAGACGUCGAGUGAGGCGAGAACGCAAUAAAAUAGCAGCUGCCAAGUGCAGACAGAGGAGAGUUGACCACACCAAUGAGCUGGUUGAGGAAACUGAGAAGCUGGAGGCAGAGCAGAGCCAGCUGGAGUCUGAGAUCCACAGUCUGCAGCAGGAGAAGGACCAGCUGGAGUUCAUCCUGCAGGCCCACCAGCCCUUGUGCAAGGUGGACGCCCAGAGGCUGAGAGGCUCCAAAGUGAAGCAGGAGCCAUCAGGCAACCACCACCCACCCUGUGGCUCCCUGGCCCACUCCCACCACGACACCCCUGCCCCUGAGAACCUGAGCAUGUCCCAGACAUCAUCUUCCUUUGCCACCAACCUGUCCACAGCGGUGACUACCUCAGCCUCUGGGGGCCUGGAGACCCCAGUCAUCACCUCACGCCCCAACACCCUGCCACUCAUCAAGAGGGAGCGUGCUCGCAUGCUCUCUGUCACCUCGGCUACUGGAGUGACCAUCAACACUCCGACCUCUGGCGUGUCCAUCACGCCCUCGUCCCUCUUCUGUCCUGGCCUGGACAGUAUGGUGGAUGGCUCGACUGGCCUGACCCCCCUAACUGGCAUGUCCUGUUCCAGCCAGGUCCAGAGGAACUCAAGUGAGAGCAGUUCUGAGGCUGUGGGCUCCCCUACCCUCAUAUCCCUAUGACCAUAUGAAUGUGCCAACACUAGAGGGAAAAAGAAGGUUGCUUCAAAAACCAUAAACCAAUCCAAAUAAUUCAAUAGAAGAAGGGAUUUUACUAUACAAACAUACCUCAAGAUAUUACAGAUCUAGUUAGUUGGCUUUAUGUUUUGUACUAAUCAGAACUAAGAAAAAUGUUUGAUAACAAAUAGAAGAGUAUUUAUAUAAAUGGAGAAAAUCUAUCUGAAUCUCUUGCUCUCACCAAAUGCUGUCAUUGCUAGUUUUUACACAAUUAUUUUUUGUCUACCAGCCUUAUGAGAACAUUGAUAGGUUGAUUGUGAACUAUCAUGAGCAAACAUUGUCAAUGAUUUGGACAAAACUUUGAAUGUCUUAUAUUUUCACAAGUGGAGCUUUGAACAUUCAAUCUACGAGCUGUGCUGUAUUUAGGUGUCUGCUUGAGAAAACUGAUGUGCAAUAUUUGGUAUUCCUCAUAAUACAAUCUGGAUGAAGCGGCUGUGACAUUGGAUUUGUGUUGCGUCAAGUUUCAAUGUUUUGCAGCAACAUGCAUUGUUUCAUCAUUGUGGUUUUUUUUAUAUUUGAUAUAAAACUUUGACAUUUGAUGAAAGUUCUUUACAAGCUUAAUGCAAAUGUAUUAUUUACUGGGCUUUUGGCCUUUUGAUCAUGUCUUGUUCUCACCAUCUGUUACUUGCAUACAUAGAAAUACCACUGAGCUUGUAGAUUUAUAUUGAACAUGUGUCGUUCAAGAUCAAGAUUCUAGUUUUCAUCGUACUGGCAUUUGAGAAGUGGCAAUGCUGUUACAUUUGUUGACACAUUACAGUCUUGCACGGUGGUGGCGGACAUAUCAUUCUCUUUGGUUUCAAGAGUUGUAUACAUUUUACACAAUAAUUUAUCCAUGAUUAUCUUCCCCUGACCUUCCAUCUGUUGAUUGCUUUUUUCUUGAUGUAAACUCCCCAUCUGGUUGAGUAGGUUGUUGCAGUCUUGUUUGUUAGCUAGUACAUCCAUGGAUCAGGAAGAAGGAGGUAGCCUUUAGUUUUGGAUCAUGAAAUAUAGACUGGGAAGAUAAAGUUAAAUCAUGAGCAAUUUGCCUAGAGUGGGUUGGAGAAGGCUGGCGUAGAGUGAGGCUAUACAAUAUUUGGAGUCUCCCCUUGUUCCCUUAACGUUGGUCUCUUGUGUGAAGUGUCAUUAGCUAGUGGUUACAGAGCUGUUGCUAGUGGUUACAGAGCUGUUGCUAGUGGUUACAGAGCUGUUGCUAGUGGUUACAGAGCUGUCGCUAGUGGUUACAGAGUUGUGGCUAGUGGUUACAGAGCUGUCGCUAGUGGUUACAGAGCUGUCGCUAGUGGUUACAGAGCUGUCGCUAGUGGUUACAGAGCUGUGGCUAGUGGUUGCAGAGCUGUCGCUAGUGGUUACAGAGCUGUCGCUAGUGGUUACAGAGUUGUGGCUUGCAUGUUGUAGCUGAGUAUUGUUCACAUCUCCAUAGUGUUGCAUGUUGGUGGCCGUGUUGUUGUUGUACUUUCUGUUUAUUUAUAUGUUGUGGUUAUCCCAGCUUCAUCAUACUUUGUUUUAUUCAGAUGGGUUUUUUAUUGUACUGCUGAUGAUAUGCAUCAUUUAUAUUUAUUGUACGCAAUUUAUAACAUGCAUUGAAAACUUUUAAAUAUGUAAAAAUAAACUAUUGUAUUUUAUUUUAUUUUGAUACACACUGUUUUUUGUUUACAUCAAGUUAUAGAUAAAAAUAAACUAUUUUAUACAUAACCAGAUGUAGUUAAGAAUGUGAAAUACAGCCAUUGUAUAAAUAGGCUAUUGUGUGAAUCAGCUAAGAGCAAGUUCUGAAGUGGAGAUGUUGCAAUGAACCAUGACAGAAUUAGUCAUCUGCUAACGUGUUCUCCUUUACUCACAGAACAUCUUUCUUCCACUGGGUCAAAGUGGUCUACAUCGAACCUUCUCACACCAUCACUUGUUGUGCCAUCCAGCCAUUAAAUGCAAAUAAUUGAUCAUGCUAUUUUGUUACCCUCGUAGGACAUGGUGGGAUUUGUCUGUCUGUCUGGGUGCUGAAUUUAAACAUGUCAUUUCCAAUAAGAAUGUAAUUGUGUCAAUGAAAAAUGAAUGUGUGCAAGAGGUCAUGUGAGGUUGUGUGAGGUCAUGUGAGGUUGUGUGUGAGGUCCCACUGUGCUCCUACAGGACUAUGCAAUAUCAUUCCAUGAGAGAAAGUAGGAGCUACUUUUUGACAUCUUAUUAACUCAGUGCCUACCCAGCUGUUUAUUGUUGCAUCAGUCUGUCAUUUAUGGGUCUGACAUUUGAUAUAGGGGCUUCUGACAUUUGUUAGAUAGGGCCUGUCAUACGUCUGUUGGCUAGAGGCUUCUGUCUGAAGCAUGUUGGCUAGGGGCUUGUCUAACAUAUGUUGGCUAGAAGAUUUAUAGGCUUAUGUUUUACUGCACCUUGCCCAGAUUGUCCACUAACCCUAAGCAAUUUCUGAUUAAAUUGAUGAAAUAAUGUCAAAUAAUUUUUUAUCCAGUUUAUUUUUCCCCCACUUGUCCACGCAUUUAGGAACGCCAAAUUUGUAGCUAGGGAUUUCUAAGCUUGCUGGCUAUUGGUUGAAACUUGUGUUGAUUUGCCUGCCUUUCUUAUUUGUUCAUGCUUGAACUGAGUCACGAUGGUGUCAAACUCCAGUGCUUUAUUAAGACAGUCCUAUUGCACGAUCAGAUCGGGUUGGUUGGGCCAUCCAAUAAAGGAUAGUUUAGGCCACCCGGUUGACAGGACGGCCAUAAAGUGUGACAUGCAAAUGUUGCCAGGAUGGCCAUGUAGUGUCAGGCCAUGACGUAAGCUGAUUUAGACGGUGCUAACACCUUCCAUUUUUUCUGGUUGCUGGUCUAUACUGGUAUCAUUAUUUUCUAUGCUUUAACUGUUUUUUUGGCCAUGUAUUCUCUUACAAUAAAUGUUUAUA
Messenger RNA from Physella acuta, 5072 nucleotides. Its product is annotated as protein FosB. Lineage: Eukaryota; Metazoa; Mollusca; Gastropoda; Physidae. Gene Ontology annotation, cellular component: nucleus. Gene Ontology annotation, biological process: regulation of transcription by RNA polymerase II. The record is from RefSeq and is a predicted model, not a curated record. Gene Ontology annotation, molecular function: DNA-binding transcription factor activity, RNA polymerase II-specific; RNA polymerase II cis-regulatory region sequence-specific DNA binding.